Messenger RNA from Eucalyptus grandis, 2231 nucleotides. RefSeq names its product serine/threonine-protein kinase PCRK1. The record is from RefSeq and is a predicted model, not a curated record. Gene Ontology annotation, molecular function: protein kinase activity; ATP binding. The coding region runs from base 596 to 1888 and encodes 430 amino acids. The transcript has 5 exons. NCBI's taxonomy places the organism in Eukaryota, Viridiplantae, Streptophyta, Magnoliopsida, Myrtales, Myrtaceae. Gene Ontology annotation, biological process: protein phosphorylation.
ACGAUGACAAGUCGACAGCCAUCUCCCUCCAUUUCACGACCCUUUCCUCCGAUCUGUGCCGACAGCGACCGCUAUCCUCCCCUACUCAUUUCCCCCGUUGAAUAACCCAACAGAAAAAGAGAGGAAGAAGACAGAUGACUCGCCUCCCCCCGCUUUUCGCUCUUGCGUCUCCACUUUUCUUUAUUCCUUCUCGUGUUUCUAGCUCUCUCUCUUUCUUCUUUUCUUUUUCUCCCCCGUUUCGGCUCCCGGGUUGGUGAGCUGCAUCCCAGCUGCCCCGUGUUGACUUGCCCCUCGAUCAUGGCUCGCUCGUCGUGUCCUUUGAUACCCUAGAGAGUUUUUAAAAAAUUGUUGGUUACCUUCCUCUCUUUUUGGGUUCUGGGUUUUCUUUUUUGAACUCGACCCGGGUUUGGAUUUUGAGUUCUUGGUUUUUCUUGAACUUGACUCAAGUUUGGAUCUUGAGUUCUGGGUUUUCCUCGGAAUUCUAAGAAGGAACCGCCAUCGAGACGUUGGGGGUGAGCCAGUUUUUGUCCAGAGCUCGGCAGAGGAAAGGGAAAAACAAAAAGAGCAAGAACAGAGGGCACGGACAGUGGAGACUAUGAAGUGCUUUCCAUUUACAAUUUGGGACAAAAAUGGAGAAUCAAAAACAAUGAAAUCUGUGUCUGUCCGCUCUACCUCCACUUCCAUGUCCGCAGACCGUGAUAUGAGGACAUCUUGGUCCGAACUCACGUCUCAGAAUGCGUCUGAUUUUAGCACAGCAUCAUCUGCUGCUGCGACGAACCCAUUUGCAGUAUUGUCUCAACGGCAGAGUAAUUUGAGAGAAUUCACCUUUGAAGAGUUGAAAGCAGCCACGAAGAAUUUCAGCCGUUCCGUCAUGAUUGGAGAAGGUGGAUUCGGGGGUGUUUUUCGGGGUAUAAUGAGGAGUGAGGACGAUCCACAUAAGAAGAUUGAUAUUGCUGUCAAACAGUUAAGCAGAAGAGGACUGCAGGGUCAUAAAGAAUGGAUUACAGAAGUAAAUGUUUUGGGCGUUGUUGAGCAUCCAAAUCUGGUGAAAUUACUAGGCUAUUGUGCUGAAGAUGAUGAGAGAGGCAUUCAGCGUCUACUGGUGUACGAAUACAUGCCGAACCGCAGUGUGCAAGAUCACUUGUCAAGCAGGUUUCAGACGUCUCUUUCGUGGAUUAUGCGAAUAAAGAUCGCCCAGGAUUCUGCACGAGGGCUAACCUACCUCCAUGAAGGAAUGGAUCUCCAGAUCAUUUUUAGAGAUUUCAAGUCAUCAAACAUUCUUUUGGACGACCAGUGGAAUGCCAAGCUAUCAGAUUUUGGAUUAGCGAGGCUAGGGCCUUCCAGUGGAGAAAGUCAUGUCUCAACCUUGGUGGUAGGAACAAUCGGUUAUGCUGCUCCUGAGUACAUCCAAACUGGACACCUUACAACUAAAAGUGAUGUCUGGAGCUAUGGAAUUUUUCUUUAUGAGCUCAUCACGGGUCGCCGCCCUUUGGAGCGGAACCGGCCAAAGAAUGAGCAGAAGCUUCUGGAAUGGGUCAAGCCGAAUCUAUCUGAUAUAAAGAAGUUCCAAACCAUCCUGGAUCCACGGCUCGAAGGCAAGUACUCUCUCAAGUCCGCUCAAAGGCUAGCCUCUGUGGCUAACCGGUGCCUCGUACGGCAUCCUAAGGGACGGCCCAAGAUGAGCGAAGUCUUAGCGAUGGUGAACCGAAUUGUGGAAGCAAUGGAAACUGGAAGUCCUAAAGCCCCAUUGAGAAGCGUAGCAAAAAACGAUGAGUUGGAAAAAUCGAGAAAAGAGCGAUUUAAGAGGAGGUUUGUGGACCCGAUAACUGGAGAGACGGGGUGGUUGGUUUGUUGGACAUGGAGACCGAAGCUCGUGAAGACGUGCUGAAAUGAGGAGGCGAAUCAAAGGUAUUCGGCUUCUUGUUCGGUUACUUAGGAUGAGGUAAUUAACUGUUGUAAGGUUUUCUCCACAACCUUUGGUUCUUUUUCAGGUUCUACACAACAUGUAUAUUGUCCAGUUUUGUGUGCAUUUUACGCAAGUAUUGCAAAUGUAGGUAUGUUAACACAGCUGAGUGAAUGCAACCUUUGGGUUUAUACAACUGCAAGUAUUCGACUAUUGUUAAACAACUAAAUCUAAACCAGCAUGGUGAGUUUUUGAGCUUGAAAGGACUGAUGCCCUUUAAGACUCAGACGAACUGAUGACCUGGAGCUGUCAUGUUUUGCUUGUUCAA